Salvia miltiorrhiza (redroot sage) is the source of this 2250-nucleotide messenger RNA. Its product is annotated as internal alternative NAD(P)H-ubiquinone oxidoreductase A1, mitochondrial-like. Lineage: Eukaryota; Viridiplantae; Streptophyta; Magnoliopsida; Lamiales; Lamiaceae. Gene Ontology annotation, molecular function: NADH dehydrogenase activity. The transcript has 10 exons. The record is from RefSeq and is a predicted model, not a curated record. The coding region runs from base 516 to 2153 and encodes 545 amino acids.
UUAUUACUAUUAUUAUUAUUAAUUUUUUGAAGCGAGCCUUAAAAUCAUUUAUUAAUUUUGCAUUUUCCGCUAAUUCCAGUAUUCCACUUGCCCACAUUGAACCAUAGGGUUUAUAGCCAUCGUAUCUAUAUAACUUAUUUUGUACGUAUAUACAUCUCCAUUACCAUUUUAGCAUUUUUACAAAUUUGACAGUAAGAAAAUUUUCAGGCUGCGGAUCCAGCAGACACACGGAGAUUGUUUUUCGUAUUCUUUUUUUCCCUUUUUUUGGCGUCGAAAAGUAGGCAUUCCGCCAAUCAGGAGGUUCAUGGCCAUGUGCAAUGUAUGAUCGUCUCUUCUCACCAUAAACCCUCCGUUAAACCCUACAAACAUUUAUACACAUUUUUAUAUGCAUACAUUUUGUCGAAGAAUACCUACGGACAGAAAAAAAAGCUGAGUGAAAAUUUGUAGAGAAUUCUAAUUCAGUUCAACUUGCUAUCAUCAGAAGGCACUAACAGUAUUAGUCUUUGCGCUCCAAAAUGGCGUUGGCGAGAAUAGCUAGAAAUUGUUGCCAACAAUCAGGAGGUGCCACAGGUAGAUAUGCUAGAGCAAGGGACAUGCUCAGUGAGGAAUCAUCUUCUUUGAGCAAGUCUCAUUCACCUUUCAGUGGGAGCUUCACAGCUUUUCAACAAAAUGUUAAACCACGUAGCAAUCUUCCAUUUUUCUCGAGCAUUGGCAGGUUGCCCGCUGCAACUUUUGGAAGUAGGGGUGUGAGGAUGACCCCUCAAAAUGAAUAUGCUCAUGCACAAACAGCUGUUGAGGAAUCUGAUUCAGAAUAUCAGAAUCUAAAGUAUCCUACCCUUGAAGCAACAAAGCCUGGUGAAAAGCCUCGGGUGGUUGUUAUUGGCAGUGGGUGGGCGGCAUGUAGAUUUCUUAAAGGGCUCGACACCAAAUUAUAUGAUGUUGUUUGUAUAUCACCAAGGAAUCACAUGGUCUUUACACCUUUGCUUGCCUCAACUUGUGUUGGAACCUUAGAAUUCCGUUCAGUAGCAGAGCCUGUUAGUCAGAUACAGACAGCUUUAGCAAAGGAUCCAAAUUCUUAUUUUUUCCUUGCUUCGUGCAAUGGUCUAGACACGGACAAGCGUGAAGUGUUCUGUGAGACAGCAGUUGAUGGUGGAAAACCAUACAAUUUCAAAGUUGCAUAUGACAAACUGGUAAUUGCUUCUGGAGCUGAACCAUUGACCUUCGGCAUCAAGGGAGUCGAAGAACAUGCUUUUUUUCUGCGAGAGGUGUUUCAUGCCCAAGAAAUAAGGAAGAGACUUCUUCUAAACCUGAUGCUCUCUGAAAAUCCAGGCAUGUCAGAGGAAGAAAAGGAGAGGCUACUGCACUGUGUUGUUAUUGGGGGUGGACCUACAGGGGUGGAAUUUAGUGGAGAAUUGAGUGAUUUCAUUAUGAGAGAUGUUCGGCAGAGGUAUGCUCAUGUCAAAAACUACAUAAAAGUGACCCUCAUUGAGGCGAAUGAGAUUCUUUCAUCAUUUGACGUUGGAUUAAGGCAAUAUGCAACAAAGCACUUGACAAAGUGUGGAGUACGCCUUGUGCGUGGUGUCGUCAAAGAGGUCCACCCGAAUAAGAUAGUUCUUAGCGAUGGAAGUGAUGUUCCUUAUGGUCUCCUUGUUUGGUCUACUGGAGUUGGUCCCUCAAAAUUUGUAAAAUCACUAACUCUCCCCAAGGCUCCCGGUGGAAGGAUCGGUAUCGAUGAAUGGCUUCGAGUGGCAUCGGUGGAAGAUGUGUUUGCCAUUGGCGAUUGCGCUGGAUUCGUUGAGGGGGUCGGGAGGCCAGUGCUUCCUGCUCUGGCUCAGGUGGCAGAGAGGCAAGGGAAGUAUCUAGUUGAGUUGUUCAACAGAGUGGGGAAACAGGGAGGUGGCAAAGAUGUUCCUCUAGGUGACCCCUUCGUCUACAAGCAUCUCGGAAGUAUGGCAUCUGUGGGCCGCUACAAAGCCUUGGUCGAUCUCCGCCAGUCCAAGAAUGCAAAGGGUUUAUCACUAGCGGGCUUCAUAAGCUGGUUCAUCUGGCGCUCGGCCUAUCUCACUCGAGUGAUCAGCUGGAGAAACAGAUUUUAUGUUGCUGUCAACUGGGCAACCACAUUUGUUUUCGGCAGAGACAAUUCUAGGAUCUAAUGCUAUACUACAUCUUAUCCUAUCAGGAAUAACUCUUUACCCGAAUGUAAGUUAUAGACAUGCAACUUGAAUUCAUUUAAUGUUCUAUUUCUCUUUA